AGGGAUACUGUGCUUGUCUGUUUGCUCCAUGUGACAUAUCUCACAGCCUCUACUUUGGCAUUAAAGUCUCCUUACCUUGCUUCAACUUCCCCUUUUCACACACACUAAAAAGUCCUACAUUUCUAUCACUCUUUUUAAUGCUUCCCUUCUCCACUUAUCAUCUUGUCUAAAAUUCAGAUCCAAUCUUGGAGAAUCCUCAUUAGAUCUUCUUCAGAACAAGAGUGAGUGAGUGAGUCAGUACAUAUGGCUCCACUUCUACAUUCCUGCAGCUUUACUAAGGUACUUUUAGUACUAUGUCUUGUUUUUGUGUUAUUCACUCUUUCAUUCAUUCCUGCACAUAGUGAACUCCAACCUCACAAUAAUAAUGUUAGAAGCAGAAGAAUGUUGGAGCUAGACAAUGAUUCAAAGCCAAUUAAGAAGAAAAUCACCACAAAUCCAACUUCACUUUCUACUUCCAAGAACCAAACCAAACUCAUCAAAUCAACCAAUAGCUCUUCUAAGAAUCAAACCAAGCAAAUCAAGACUUCUUCUUCUUCUUCUUCUAGUUUUGGUUCUACCAAGAACCAAACCAAGCUUUCAAAAUCAAAACUUUCCUUUUCUGAAUCACAAACCAAGCCUAGUUCUACCAUUACCAAAUCAGAGAAACUUACUUUCAAAUCCCAGCUUCAGAAGCUCAAUCUCACACCCUCCAAGUCCUCAAAUUCAACCAAAAUCACUUCUUCCACCAUCAAGAAGCCUUCAGAUCUACCCAAAAUCAGCUCAAGUUCUUCUCCCAAGAACAAAACAAUCAAAUCAACUAAAUCCCAAUUGGAAAAAGGCAUCAAUCAGUCCAAAUCAAAAACCCCAAUUAGUAAAAUCCAGCCAACAGACAAAACAGCCAAAACCAUUAAAACCCAAUUGAAAAAAGACACCAGUGAGUCCAAAUCCAAAACCCCAAUUACUAAAACCCAAACCCCUGCAGUCAAGAAACCAGAGACAACCCAGAAAAAAUCACAGUACAGCUGGCUAGAAAAUGAAGAUGAUGACAUGAUUUCUGAAUUCAGAGACUUGCCCUCCAAAUUCCAUGAAACCUUUUUGCCAGAUUUGGAGAAAAUUUCCAAAACCUCACAAGUUUACCUCAACAAAGCAAACAAAGAAAUCACCAAAAACUUCAAACCCUAUGUUGGAAACAAAUAUGCACCAACAAUUGCCUCUCUAAUCUCAUUUGCAUUCAUUUUAAUCCCUCUCAUUCUAGUCUCUCUCAUUUUCAACAAAAUCAAAGCCUAUUUCUCUCUCCAAAAACUCCUAAUCUUCAUCCAAGUUUACCUCUCCAUUUACUUCUCCAUCCUCUGCCUCUCCUCUUUAGUCACUGGCUUAGAACCAUUGAAAUUCUUCUAUGCUACAGCACAAUCCACCUACAUUUGCUUACAGCUAUUGCAAACUCUUGCUUAUGUGUUGUACCUUUUGAUGCUCCUCAUGUAUCUCAUCUUAGUGUUUUCCACUGAAACUGGGCCAACAACAAAACUCAUAGGCCUGGCUCAAACAAUUGUGGGCUUUGCUGUUGGGCUUCAUUAUUACAUGACAGUGUUUCAUAGAGCUGUGCUCCAUCAACCACCUAAAACUAGCUGGAGAGUUCAUGCAAUUUAUGCCACAUUUUUUCUUGUGAUUUGCAUCUCAAGUAGUGCUGAUAGAAGGAAGAAAGCUUAUUUAGUAGAAGGUGGUGAAGUUGAGAAAAAGAGCUAAAAAAUUUGUUUAUCUUUUUUUUUCUUACUUAAUUAAUGGUCUAUAGUUUCUUACCCCCCCAUAUGGCAAAAAAAAAAAGGGGGGGGAGAAAAGAAGAUUUUCAUUGUCCUACAUUUUUAUCUUUUCUUUUUUUAAUAUAUAUAUUUGUUGCAAUUUGUAAUUUAUUAAGAUUUUAUUUAUAACUAAUAAAUUAUGGAAUUCAUUUCAUGCUUUUCUUUUACAUAAAAAAGUACUUCCUUUACAUCA
Solanum tuberosum (potato) is the source of this 1968-nucleotide messenger RNA. RefSeq lists its product as uncharacterized. Lineage: Eukaryota; Viridiplantae; Streptophyta; Magnoliopsida; Solanales; Solanaceae. The record is from RefSeq and is a predicted model, not a curated record. The transcript has a single exon. The coding region runs from base 244 to 1722 and encodes 492 amino acids.